This is a messenger RNA of Volvox carteri f. nagariensis, 1704 nucleotides long. RefSeq lists its product as uncharacterized. The transcript has 4 exons. Lineage: Eukaryota; Viridiplantae; Chlorophyta; Chlorophyceae; Chlamydomonadales; Volvocaceae. The record is from RefSeq and is a predicted model, not a curated record. The coding region runs from base 1 to 1704 and encodes 567 amino acids.
AUGUGGUGCCUAUUCGAGGCACACACGGAGGCCAAUGUCGGGCGCGGGGCCACCGUGCGCUUCCGUGGCUACACCCAAGCAGUCAGCCAGCACUUCGUAAAGCGGAAUGCAGGCAAGAGCCUGAAGGUCGGCGCCCGGGCUCUCAAGAGGACCCAUCGGCAUUUCGUCAGCGCGGGCAGUGUCAUGCAGGCGAUGUACAGGAUGCUCCACCUUGGGACUCCACACAAGAUCACGCAGAAGCAGUUCGAUGAGGCGGCGCUCCAGACUGGGUGCAAGGGCCUGACUGCCUUUGCGGCCCUGCCGUACGUCGACCUGUCGUGCCUCUUCACCGUCUCCACCGGCCAUGCCCUGCUGUUCGGAGUGGUCAGCGACUUUGUGGACUACACGCUGAGGUCGCUCAAAGACAUCAAGCCAGCAGACCCAGAUGCCAAGCUGGUCAUGUCUCGUGAAGCACGCCAGCGGGUCGCGGCCCGCAGCCAGUUCCUGGUCGUGACUUCGGACUUCGGGCGGCGGUACAAAUGCAUCAUGCAGUACCGCAAGAGCUACCGCAUGGAGGACUGGCUGCACUUCGUUGAGACGUUCUCCAGCUACAUCUUCAAGGGGGACGUGCUGCCCGAGGCCUUGCGGGCCCUGUGUUGGAGCCUGUGCAGCACGGUCACGCACUACUUCUGGCCGCGGCCCCCUGACGAGACCCGUGAGCAGUUCCUGGUGGCAGCCAAGGCGGCUGCAUGCAAGCUCAGAGCUUACACGACCAGGCUGGAGGAGUUGGAGGUGCCGGGCUACAUGUUCACGGUCAACCUGCAUAUCUGCGUAUGCCGGCUGUACUCCGACCUGCCGGUGGAACGCAUGAUGCAGCAAAUGAAGACGCAAGGCGGAAGGAUGGUGUCACAGGCACCCGAGAAGCACUAUGCGCAGUGGCUGUGCCUGAUGCGGGCCUCCGAGUCGCUCACUGAGGCAGACCCCGGGACCGGGGCCAAACACACGACCAACCAGCAGCUUGAGAGGAUGUUGGCACGGCGCGCAGUGAACACCGAGGCUGCCUGGUUUGAUAAACCAGGAGCCAACGGUUACCUGCUUGGACGAGGCCACAUGGUCUACCCGAGUCCAGAACGAGUGGCACAAGUCCGGGCAGCCAUGGCGAGCCUAGUGCACUGGUAUGCCCUGGCAUUCGAGGAUGUGGCUUCCUGGACAUUGGGUCCCAGUGCGAGCUACGAACUGGACACGGACCGCCUGGAUAGGGUUCUCAUGUCUACACCACCUGACUGUCCCAAGGCCCGCUCCUUAUUGAGUGCCGAGGCACUCAACGAGGAGCAGUACUUCGGGGCUGAGUAUGGGCGCCAGCAGCAGCGGAUCUCCUGCUGGGCAUGCUACCAGGCAGAAGUCGGCAACGAGACUCGGACGUAUGCGGCCUACCUCAAGCACUUCGUCCACCUGCCCGCAGAAGAUGGCGCUCAGGAUGUCCGCUUCACUGUCGCAGAUGUGUACUCGGGACAGGUGUUCAGCGGGGGGCUGGUGGUGGUCAACAUGGCGGCCGCCCAGACAGCGAGGGCAGGCAGCCAGUGGGAGAUGUGGCAGGACCUAGGGCUGCCGCUAAGCCACCUGAUUUGCCGCCUUAAGGCAAGCUUGUGUAUGGCCCUCUACAAGACGGGGGGCCCGGUCCAGGUGUAUGUCCUGGGUAUUAGGUGCAUUGUUGCAUGCCAAUAA